UCAUCAACCGCUGCGAGAAGCUGAGAGCAAAAGCACCAUCACUGUGCGCACAACGGGGAACGAGCAGAACUUGGAUCAUUCAGACGAUCAUCCAAUUUACCAUGAAGUCGAUAUGCCUUCUCCUCCUGGCUUCUCUCGUGCUCUGCAACUUGGCGGUGUCUGGAGGACAGGGCAUCCCCGCUGACGAUGACACUGACCGGAGGACCAUCGACGAUAUCCUCCUACAGGGAGCAGGGAGUCUCCUGAUACGCUCCAUCCUCAAAAAGAUGCAUGAGGAAGACGACAGAAACGAGGGAUUUUCCUCUCAGCCAGAAUGGGUGACAAAAAGACAGCAUCCCGGUAAGAGAUACAGCGACGACUUGGAGAAGCGGCAGCAUCCGGGGAGGAGAGAGGAGGACGAUGAAGAUGAGUACAUGGACGUUCAAAAGAGACAGCACCCGGGGAAACGCGACGAUGAAACGCACGAGUACACGGAGUUCCAGAAAAGACAGCACCCAGGGAAGCGCUCCACGAUGGGCUACCUUUCUGACGAGCCCGUGGUACUCCUGGAGAGCGAACUUUCAAAACGCCAGCACCCUGGCAAGCGCUACCUGCUGGUACACAGCAAACGCCAGCACCCAGGCAAACGCCAGGGAGAGAACGAGGAGGGAGACGUGGACUGGGACGCGGACGGAGACGAAGACCUCACGGGGUUGGAGAAGCGGCAACACCCCGGGAAACGGUUUUGGGAUAACGCAAAUCCGGAUUUGGGCACAAACAGUCCGUGCGAUGUUUUGGACCCUACAAGCUGCAGCAAGUCCAAUCUGCUGCUCGACUUUUUAGACAACAUCAACAAGAGCCACGCCGAGGAGAAGAGACAACACCCGGGGAAAAGGUUUGCACCAGAGCAGGAUCUAGUGACAGGAGAGUAG
Molecule: messenger RNA, 911 nt
Organism: Pleuronectes platessa (European plaice)
Lineage: Eukaryota; Metazoa; Chordata; Actinopteri; Pleuronectiformes; Pleuronectidae
Gene: trh
Product: thyrotropin-releasing hormone
Exons: 3
Coding region: 102-911 (269 amino acids)
Biological process (GO): hormone-mediated signaling pathway
Cellular component (GO): extracellular region
Molecular function (GO): thyrotropin-releasing hormone activity
Source: RefSeq, a predicted model, not a curated record